GCGCAGAACCGUGCCGGGGGGCGGGGCCUGGGCUCCUCUGGCCAGCGAGGAGGAGGAAGAACCCGGCAGCGUGCUGUGAGGGGCGGGACCGGCGGGCUGCGGAGGGUCGGCGGAGCGGCCGGGCCAUGCGUGCGGGUCGCGGCGCCGAGGCGCUUCUGCUGCUGCUCCUCCUGAGUGGCGUGGGGCAGACGGGCGGCUCCGAGGACAUCGUGGUGGGCUGCGGGGGCUUCGUCAAGUCGGACGUGGAGAUCAACUACUCGCUCAUUGAGAUAAAGUUGUACACCAAGCAUGGGACUUUGAAAUACCAGACGGACUGUGCUCCUAACAACGGCUACUUUAUGAUCCCCUUGUAUGAUAAGGGGGAUUUCAUCCUGAAGAUCGAGCCUCCCCUGGGCUGGAGUUUCGAGCCAACCAGUGUGGAGCUGCAUGUGGAUGGUGUGAGCGACAUUUGCACAAAGGGCGGGGACGUCAACUUUGUGUUCACCGGCUUCUCUGUGAAUGGAAAGGUCCUCAGCAAAGGGCAGCCCUUGGGCCCUGCAGGAGUUCAGGUAUCUCUGAGAAGCACAGGCACUGAUGCGAAGAUCCAGUCUACGGUCACACAGCCUGGUGGAAAGUUUGCAUUUUUUAAAGUUCUUCCUGGAGAUUAUGAAAUCCUCGCUACUCAUCCGACCUGGGCGCUGAAGGAGGCGAGCACCACAGUGCGUGUGACCAACUCCAAUGCUAAUGCUGCUGGUCCUCUUGUAGUGGCUGGCUACAAUGUAUCUGGCUCUGUCAGAAGUGAUGGGGAGCCCAUGAAAGGGGUGAAGUUUCUUCUCUUCUCUUCUUUAGUGACCAAAGAGGAUGUCCUGGGCUGCAAUGUGUCCCCAGUGCCUGGGUUCCAGCCCCAGGAUGAGAGCUUGUUGUAUCUGUGCUACACGGUCUCCAAAGAAGAUGGCUCGUUCUCCUUCUAUUCCUUGCCGAGUGGGGGCUACACUGUGGUUCCGUUCUACAGAGGAGAGAGGAUCACAUUUGACGUGGCACCUUCCAGGCUUGACUUCACCGUGGAGCAUGACAGCGUAAGAAUCGAGCCUGUGUUCCAUGUCAUGGGGUUCUCGGUCACUGGGAGGGUCCUGAAUGGACCUGAAGGAGAAGGCGUCCCCGAGGCCAUGGUCACCCUGAACAACCAGAUCAAAGUCAAAACGAAAGCAGACGGCUCCUUCCGCCUGGAGAACAUUACAACGGGCACGUACACCAUCCAUGCUCAGAAGGAGCACCUCUACUUCGAGACGGUUACCAUCAAGAUUGCACCCAACACCCCGCAGCUUGCUGACCUCAUUGCCACAGGUUUCAGCGUCUGUGGCCAGAUAUCCAUCAUCCGCUCUCCUGACACCGGCAAGCCGAUGAGCAGAUACAAGGUGGUCCUGUCUUCUCAAGACAAGGACAAGUCUCUGGCCACUGUGGAGACAGAUGUUCACGGAUCAUUUUGCUUUAAAGCAAAACCAGGGAUCUACAAAGUCCAGGUAGUAGUGCCUGAGGCUGAGACCAGAGCUGGGCUGAUGCUGAAACCACAGAUGUUUCCUCUAACUGUGACCGACAGACCUGUGAUGGAUGUGACCUUUGUGCAGUUUUUGGCUUCCGUCUCUGGGAAAGUCUCCUGUUUGGACACCUGUGGGGACCUGCUGGUGAUGCUGCAGUCUCUGAGCCGCCAGAGUGAGAAGCGCAGCCUCCAGCUCUCUGGCACAGUCAACUCUAUGACCUUCACGUUUGACAGUGUGCUGCCUGGGAAGUACAAAAUAAGCAUUGUGCAUGAGGAUUGGUGCUGGAGGAACAAGAGUCUGGAGGUGGAAGUUCUGGAGGACGACGUGUCUGCAGUGGAGUUCCGGCAGACGGGCUACAUGCUGCGCUGCUCUCUCUCACAUGCCAUCACUCUGGAGUUUCAUCAGGAUGGAAAUGGACCGGAGAAUGUGGGGAUCUACAACCUCUCCAGAGGAGUCAACCGCUUCUGCUUGUCCAAGCCGGGUGUGUACAAAGUGACCCCUCGCUCCUGCCACCGGUUUGAGCAAGCCUUCUACACCUAUGACACGUCUUCACCUAGUAUCUUGACAUUGACAGCCAUCCGCCACCAUGUCCUUGGAACCAUCACCACUGACAGGAUGAUGGAUGUCACGGUGACUAUCAAGUCUUCCAUAGACAGUGAGCCAGCCUUGGUCUUGGGCCCUCUCAAGUCUGCACAGGAGCUGAGGAGGGAACAGCAGUUGGCAGAGAUUGAGACCCGCAGGCAGGAGAGGGAGAAGAAUGGCAAAGAAGAGGGCGAGGAAGGCAGGACCAAACCUCCUGGGCAAGAGAUGGUAGAUGAGCUACAGGGCCCCUUCUCCUAUGACUUCUCCUACUGGGCCCGAUCUGGAGAGAAAAUCACCGUUACACCCUCAUCUAAAGAGCUGCUCUUUUAUCCCCCAUCCAUGGAAGCCACCGUCAGCGGAGAAAGCUGCCCAGGAAAGUUGAUUGAGAUUCAUGGGAAGGCAGGCUUGUUUCUGGAAGGCCAGAUCCAUCCAGAGCUAGAGGGAGUAGAGAUCAUCAUCAGCGAGAAGGGAGCGAGUUCACCUCUGAUCACAGUCUUCACUGAUGACAAAGGUGCCUACAGUGUUGGUCCUUUGCACAGUGACCUGGAGUACACCGUGACCUCACAGAAGGAGGGCUAUGUGCUGACUGCAGUGGAGGGAACUGUGGGAGACUUCAAGGCUUAUGCGUUGGCUGGAGUGAGCUUUGAGAUAAAAGCUGAAGAUGACCAACCCCUCCCAGGAGUCCUCCUGUCUCUCAGCGGUGGUGUGUUUCGUUCCAACCUCUUGACACAAGACAAUGGCGUUUUGACUUUCUCAAACCUGAGCCCUGGCCAGUACUACUUCAAGCCGAUGAUGAAGGAGUUCCGUUUUGAGCCAUCCUCACAGAUGAUUGAGGUGCAGGAGGGGCAGAACUUGAGGAUCACCAUCACUGGGUAUCGAACAGCCUACAGCUGCUAUGGCACAGUGUCAUCUUUAAAUGGAGAACCAGAGCAGGGUGUUGCAGUGGAAGCAGUGGGACAGAAAGACUGUAGCAUCUAUGGAGAAGAUACUGUGACAGACGAAGAGGGGAGAUUCCGGUUACGUGGACUGCUGCCAGGGUGCAUGUACCACGUGCAGCUCAAGGCAGAAGGCAAUGACCACAUCGAGCGAGCGCUGCCCCACCAUCGGGUGAUAGAGGUGGGGAACAAUGAUGUUGAUGACAUAAACAUCAUAGUUUUUCGGCAGAUCAACCAGUUUGAUUUAAGUGGAAAUGUGAUCACCUCCUCUGAGUAUCUUUCUACCUUAUGGGUGAAGUUGUACAAAAGUGAGAAUCUUGACAACCCGAUCCAGACAGUCUCACUGGGCCAGUCGCUCUUCUUCCAUUUCCCACCACUGCUCCGUGAUGGCGAGAACUACGUUGUGCUCCUGGACUCCACGCUCCCCAGAUCCCAGUACGACUACGUCCUGCCCCAAGUGUCUUUCACUGCAGUGGGCUACCACAAACACAUCACCCUGAUUUUCAGUCCCACGAGGAAGCUACCUGAGCAAGACAUUGCACAAGGAUCGUACAUCGCUCUUCCCCUCACGCUGCUGCUCCUGUUGGCUGGCUACAACCAUGACAAGCUCAUUCCCUUGUUGAUGCAGCUGACGAGUCGGCUACAGGGAGUCCGAACCCUUGGCCAGGCCGCCUCUGACAGUAGCGGUCCAGAGGACAUGAAGAGACAAGCUAAGAAACAGAAGACCAGGCGUACGUGAGCAGGAAAGAGGCCUGUCUUCUGUGAACGGCACAGUCAGGGCCGCCACCUGCCCGGGAUAAUGACACUCGUCUGUUCACUUCAGUGCCCUGGGCCCUUUAACCCCUCUGUUGGUGUCCUGCCUGUUCCUCCCCUCUAGGUGGCCCUGUGGUGCAAUGCGACGAAUGGACCCUCCUGUCACUCUGCUGAACACAGUUUAUUUUCUGAAUUGAAGAUAAUUUAUUAUUAUUAUUUUUGUCAGAGAAGUAUUUAAGCCGAGCUGGUGGCCUGAGAAUGUUAACUCCCAAUCUUCCACAUUCAUUUACAAGAAGAAUCCACUAAAGUGACCUUGGGCCCCGUGGUGAAGUACCCUCUGGACUUUGCCAUGACCUCCCCCAGGCACUCACGUCCCUGCUGGAAGCUGCAGAGGCCUCUCCCACCCCGGAAGGAUCUGCCAUGAGCUAAAAUCAAUAAAGUCGCCCACUUGUUUGUGUUGUA
Nannospalax galili (Upper Galilee mountains blind mole rat) is the source of this 4249-nucleotide messenger RNA. Its product is annotated as nodal modulator 1. The record is from RefSeq and is a predicted model, not a curated record. Gene Ontology annotation, molecular function: carbohydrate binding. The coding region runs from base 126 to 3773 and encodes 1215 amino acids. Gene Ontology annotation, cellular component: endoplasmic reticulum membrane. NCBI's taxonomy places the organism in Eukaryota, Metazoa, Chordata, Mammalia, Rodentia, Spalacidae. The transcript is spliced from 31 exons.